Messenger RNA from Aspergillus caelatus, 522 nucleotides. Its product is annotated as PPP1R11/YPI1 family protein. The transcript is spliced from 2 exons. Gene Ontology annotation, molecular function: protein phosphatase 1 binding; protein serine/threonine phosphatase inhibitor activity. Lineage: Eukaryota; Fungi; Ascomycota; Eurotiomycetes; Eurotiales; Aspergillaceae. The coding region runs from base 1 to 522 and encodes 173 amino acids. The record is from RefSeq and is a predicted model, not a curated record. Gene Ontology annotation, cellular component: nucleus.
AUGUCUAGAUCCCGACAAAUAGCACCAAGUGGGACAUCCCAGGUUGAAUCGGUGCCUCAACAGCAUAACAAUACACCAACUGUUCGAGUUCCAGGCACACUCAGACUAAGAGCAGAAAACGAACCAACUGCCGAGUCUAACACUGAGGGCAGAGGCUUGCACCGGCAUAUACGAUGGAGUGAGGAUGUGGUAGAUAACGAAGGAAUGGGGAAAAAGAGCUCUAAAGUAUGCUGCAUCUACCAUAAAGCUCGUCCAGUCGGUGAAAGUAGUUCAGAGUCAGAGUCUGAUUCUAAUUCAUCUGACCCCGAUAGCGAUAAUGAGAUAGAUAAUCCUAGGAACAGCCUGGGCCAUUCGUCGGCGCAUCAUAAUACCGAGAAUCAUUCCCAUGCGCAAGAAUCUGGACAUGACAGGGAGAGAGGGCGGCUAACGCGUUGCCCAAAUCACGGUAACACAAAGCUUAAGCGGAGGAGACCAAGCCCCAAUGCGUACGAGAAGAUGCCUAAGACGACAAAAGGGCGCUAG